Molecule: messenger RNA, 1292 nt
Organism: Marasmius oreades (fairy-ring Marasmius)
Lineage: Eukaryota; Fungi; Basidiomycota; Agaricomycetes; Agaricales; Marasmiaceae
Exons: 4
Coding region: 154-732 (192 amino acids)
Source: RefSeq, a predicted model, not a curated record
GUCCGACUCCGUCCAAACACUGACGUGACAUUCCGCACCCACUAUUAAUUACUAAGGUUAGAGGCGUUGGGCUCUUCAGAUGAUGAAGGGCUAAAAGCUCUUUUAGAUCUGAUUCAAAAGAUCGUGCAGGAUUUACGCUCCACGAUCACACCGAUGUAUCCUUCGAUAUUGAAGGCUUUACUGCGACUUCCAGUUCGAACGAUAGCUUCGGACGCUCUCGAGGCGUUACUCUCUACGUUGUCAUCGAUCUUCAAGUACGUUGUGACACCAUCUACGAGUCCCGAUAACCUCCAUUUGACAUGGUUAUGUCUUCGCAAAACUCUUCCCAAAUGUUUACCAGAAAUUCAACGGACCAUGGCAGAAGUUUGGGGUUCGGUUCUCAGGAAGGUGAAGGCGAGCUUGAGAGAGAACGUCGUUCUGAUGAUAGCAGAGGAUUUGGGAGACAUCGAGGAUGCUGCUGCGUGGUGUUUCGUGUCUGCUUGCAUGUCUGUAUCUCAAAUGCUUCAUAGGGUUACCCCAUCGUUAAUGAGCCCACUGCUCACUUACUACCUCUCUGGCGGAGAAGACGUCGUUUCGCUUUACACCCUUCUUCGCCGAGUGUUGACUGCUUUCAUUCACCGCGUAAAAGGAGCAGACCAAUUCACCGCGAUAACUGACAUCGUCCUAAAAGAAUUUGCCAACGCCCCGUCCCACGACUCUGAACGUUUACGACGUCAUCGCGUCGGUUCGUAAUGGGCCUCGACUUACCAACCAAAAUAUUACACAGCUAUACGGCGUAUUACCGGUCUCUCCUGAAAGUAUCGUCAGCGCUGCUGACGGCAGGUGAUAUGAAUUCAUGGAUGUCAUCUGGUUGUUAUUCGGCUCGACUGUGGAGGAUGGACAGCUUCACGCUCAAACUUCACGGAGUUUUGAGUGAAUUUGGAUGGGGAGGAUGGAAGAUGAUUAAUUGAUUGCUCAACCUGUGUUGGUCAAGAGGGACUGUCAGAAGCUGGAUAGAGAAAACGAGUUUGCACGUACUAAGCGCUUCCGCGUUUGAUGCGAGAGGAGUCGGAUAGUCGGAUAGUACAUCACGGCCUUGCAUUCUGACCGCCACGGUACAUUAGAGCUCAAAUCUCAAGUCCCGUUCUCCGUAAGAUGCUGUGUUUGUGCGUCCUCUUUGUCCGGAAUAUGCGAUUCAUCAAGUAUCCACUGGUUCUGAAGAAACCAAGGAAAGUAGAGUCCACGAUCCCGAUCUGGAACGGACUCGGAGAUUCAAAAGUUUCGAUAAAGAAAAGAAACCAAAGGAAUUGGAC